This is a messenger RNA of Gloeophyllum trabeum ATCC 11539, 1960 nucleotides long. RefSeq lists its product as uncharacterized. The transcript has 4 exons. NCBI's taxonomy places the organism in Eukaryota, Fungi, Basidiomycota, Agaricomycetes, Gloeophyllales, Gloeophyllaceae. The record is from RefSeq and is a predicted model, not a curated record. Bases 52 to 1839 code for a protein of 595 amino acids.
CUGAUAGCUGCGCCGCCCUCAGGCGAGGGACAUAUCCCCUUCUCCUUAGCAAUGUCCUUGAGAACGAAGCCAGGGGCAAAGGGCAGAGUCCCAGGCCGCCGACCGCCGUCCCAGACGGUCGACACCGCCCUCAAGUCCUACCCCCGCACCGAACCCUUAGCGGCGCUACACACCCUCCAGAAACUGCUCUCCUCCCUGCCUUCGCGGGUCGGCGGAUGCGCGUACAAGCUCACGCAUGACGAGCACAAGCUCUCGCUGCAUCUCCUCGCCAUCGUCGAGCCCUUCGUCGCGCUCGGCUGCGGCGCGCGCCCGGCCCUCUCUACCCAGCCAGCGGAGGUGCUCGACCUCAUCGCGUCGCACAUCCAUUCCAAAAGGGAUCUGCUCACGCUGGGGCUGACGUGUGCGCGCCUGCGCGACGUCGUGUUCCCGCGGCACUUUGAGUACCGCGUGGUGCGGUGCAAGGUAAGCGCGGUGAGGGUGUGGAACCACCUCUGCGUGAACCGUGCGCUGGCGCGGAACGUGCGGACGCUCGAGGUGCUCGACGAGCGGGCGGGGGGUGCGGGGCGGGAGCUCAUCCCGCGGGGGAUUAGAACGUGCGACACGGACCUGGAGUCGACGGACGACGAGUUGAAGGGGGUGCAUAAGAAGCAUGGCAGGUUCCUGCUCAACGCGCUCGCGCAGAUGACGGGCGUGCAGACCGUCGUGUGGGCGUGCGGCCAUUCGCCGAUCUCCAUGCAGGAGGUAUGGCCGCUGCUGCUCAAGUGCCCUGAUCUGCAGCAAGUGACGAUCUGCGAUAAUCUCGUAUUUGGUGACUUGGACGAGGAUAAGGGUGGGAAUGAGAAGGACCAGCUUGUUCUCCCGGGGCUUCGCACUGCGGCCUUCAAGGCCACGGGAAACACGUACGGCGCCUCCAAGAACCCGGCCCUGACGCAAAUCCAGAGCAUGCUGAACCGUUGUCCUCGACUGGAGUCCCUAGAAGUCGCCUACGCGCGUCCCAAAGGUGCCGGCUUCACCUCCCCCCUCGCCGACAAUCUCCUCACCUGUGGUCGCUGGUCGCGCCUGCAAAGCCUGACCCUUGGCGGCAUCCGCUGCUCCUCUGCGCACGGUUUCGCGGCAGCUUCAGCGUUCCUCGCCGCCCAUGCCUGCCUCGAAAUUCUGCAUAUCGAUAUCACCUUCGAGGGGAACGGCAAACCGCAGCUCGCCCUGGCCCCGAACUCCUUGCCGCGCUUACGCGAAGUGCGCGCGUGCAAGGAGCUGGUGAGCUCCGUGCUCGUGUGCCCGUGCGACACGCCGAGGCCGCUGGAGACAAUCAAGGGCGUCAAGCUGGGUGGAGGAGCGACGCCUGGGGAUCGCGAGUUCCUGGGCAGCUUGAAGAGGUACGGAGCCAGCGUGCGAAGACUUGAGCUGGCUGGGUGGAAUGACUUGGAGGAGGUUAAACGGCUGGCGGAGUGUGUCCCUGGUUUGACGUGGUUAGAUAUCGGCAAGAAGAUAAACCCGCCUAGCGCUGGGCGCGCAAACAGGCUUGCAGCGCCCGCCAACGCCAACGCCGCCGAGUGGGCGGUGACCCUCGCCAGUCUCACAGAAUUAACGACCUUCCACGGCGCGCGGUUCUUCUUCGAAGUCUCCAACGGGGAUUACGACCGUAACGACAGCCAGGCAGCGCUGUGCGUAUCCGACAGGAGCCGCGUUAGGGAGAACGACAGGAGCGCAAGCGUCCUGACGGGGAAGUGCCCAAAGCUGAGACGGGUGGAUCAUUGGGACGAGAAUGCGGGCAAGGUUAUUUUGCUGAGUAGGGACGGGGAUAAGAUCCGGUGGGAGGCGCGCAGGAUUAAGGGCUGAAUUCGGACUUGGGAUUGGAGGUGCGGCGGUAUGUGAAUGUAAGUUGUGUAAUCAUGAUGGAUCGUCCCUGCUGGACAGGAUAUGUGAACCCACGAAGAUCUACUCCGUCCGGCGCUGCCCC